This is a messenger RNA of Pygocentrus nattereri (red-bellied piranha), 1467 nucleotides long. It is a transcript of the gene tmem120aa, whose product is annotated as transmembrane protein 120A. Gene Ontology annotation, biological process: fat cell differentiation. The transcript has 12 exons. Gene Ontology annotation, cellular component: membrane. Bases 159 to 1184 code for a protein of 341 amino acids. The record is from RefSeq and is a predicted model, not a curated record. NCBI's taxonomy places the organism in Eukaryota, Metazoa, Chordata, Actinopteri, Characiformes, Serrasalmidae.
CGCGGGCGCCCUCUGCUGGUCGGCAGGGCUGUUUUUGUGGCCGGGCUCCUCACACAGCAGCUCAGACCGCGGAGAAGCAGCAGACCGUUAGUAACCUGUCAGACUAACAGCAGUGUGGACAGCUGGCUGGACCUCUGCCGUCACGAACCCUCACCGCUAUGUUAUUCAGCCCGACCUCUUUGUCCGAGUGUCUUCAGGAAUGGGAGGAUCUCGAAAAGGACUAUCAACAGGUCCAGGAAACCCACCGUCUCUAUAAACAGAAGCUAGAGGAGGUUUCGAAACUGCAGGACAGCUGUUUGGCUUCUAUUGCGCGCCAGAAGAAAAGGAUAAAGGAGCUCUCGGAUUCCCUUGAACAAUGCAGACAGAAGGGGAACUCCGAGGACGGAAGCGCAAUAGAUGGGAUCCUGGAAUCUAUGAAAGAAAGGCCAAAUGUGUUUUUUGAAAUGGAGGCCUUUCUUCCAAAGAAGAACGGGUUAUACCUCAGUCUUGUCCUUGGAAAUGUGAACGUUACACUCCUUGACAAACAGUCAAAAUUUGCCUAUAAAGACGAGUAUGAGAAGUUUAAGCUCUACCUGACUGUGAUUCUUCUACUUUUCUCCUUCACGUGCCGGUUUAUAGUCACUUAUAGAGUGGUAGACGCGCUUUUCAAUUUCCUGUUGGUCUGGUAUUACUGCACCCUGACGAUAAGGGAGAGCAUCCUCAUUAAUAACGGCUCAAAGAUCAAGGGCUGGUGGGUCUUUCAACACUAUGUCUCAACUUUCCUCUCUGGAGUAAUGCUGACUUGGCCCGAAGGAGAGCUCUACCAGAUGUUUAGGAACCAGUUCCUAUCCUACUCCCUGUAUAUAAAUUUUGUCCAGUUUCUUCAAUACUACUACCAGAGUGGCUGCCUAUACCGGCUUCGUGCUCUGGGAGAGCGACACAACAUGGACCUCACAGUUGAGGGCUUUCAGUCCUGGAUGUGGAGGGGCCUGACCUUUCUGCUGCCUUUCCUUUUCCUCGGCCAUUUUUUCCAGCUUUAUAAUGGAGUCACGCUUUUCCAAAUGGCCCAACUACCGGAAUGGAAAGAGUGGCAGGUCCUCAUGUGCGCGUCCACCUUUCUAGUGCUGUUCAUGGGGAACUUCUUCACCACACUGGGUGUAGUUUACCACAAAUACACACAUCAGGACAAAGCAAAAGAUUUAUGAAUGUCAGUCACUCCAUAUAAUCACAGGAGCUCUUAUUUGUAUCCGUCUUUAUUAUUGUGUGAAGUUGACUUGUCAAUCUACUGUAUGUGCUUUUUUUUUGUUUGUUUGUUUGUUUUUUUUUUUUUACUUUAUUCAAGAAUUGAAUGUGCAGAAAUCUGCAGUCCACAUGAAAAGGGAUGAAAUGCGUUUGGUCCAAUAUUUAAUGUGCUUUUCAUACGUUGUUCACAAGGCUGGAACAUCGCUGCACUCCCUGAGGCAAAAUAAAGAAGCUCAUGGCCACGUG